Molecule: messenger RNA, 869 nt
Organism: Capsella rubella
Lineage: Eukaryota; Viridiplantae; Streptophyta; Magnoliopsida; Brassicales; Brassicaceae
Product: probable NEDD8-conjugating enzyme Ubc12-like
Exons: 6
Coding region: 126-683 (185 amino acids)
Biological process (GO): protein neddylation
Cellular component (GO): nucleus
Molecular function (GO): NEDD8 transferase activity
Source: RefSeq, a predicted model, not a curated record
ACAGAGAAAGCUACGUUCGCUCUCUCCUCGUCGAAGCUUACCAGAACCCAAUCACCAGAGAAGAAGACGAGAGAUUCCAUCGUCGUCGUUGUGAUCUCGAUCUUCGUUUCGAUCAAACAAGAACAAUGAUUGGGUUAUUCAAAGUGAAAGAAAAGCAAAAGGAAGAGUCUCAGAAUACCAAUAGAAGAGGAGCUUCUUCUGUCAAGAAGCAAUCUGCUGGUGAACUUCGUCUUCAUAAAGAUAUAUCAGAGCUGAACUUGCCAAAGUCUUGUAAGAUAUCUUUUCCGAACGGAAAGAAUGACUUGAUGAACUUUGAAGUAACCAUCAAACCUGAUGAAGGAUAUUACGUGAAUGGUAAAUUUGUGUUCACAUUCCUAGUCUCUAAUGUGUAUCCACACGAAGCUCCCAAAGUGAAAUGCAAGACCAAGGUGUAUCAUCCGAAUAUCGAUUUAGAAGGAAACGUCUGUCUGAACAUUUUGCGCGAAGACUGGAAACCGGUUCUCAACAUAAACACAGUUAUCUAUGGUCUUUUCCAUCUCUUCACGGAACCCAAUUACGAGGAUCCUCUGAAUCACGAGGCAGCAGAAGUUUUAAGGGAUAACCCGAGGACAUUCGAAAGUAAUGUCAGGAGGGCAAUGAUGGGUGGCCAAGUUGGCCAAACUUCAUUUGCUCGCUGCAUUUAGUAGGUAGGACUCUGGUCCAGGUUCCUUAGCCAUCUUCUUCUUCUAAAGUAACUUCUCCUGGUUUACUCUUGUACAUUGGAGACCAAAGUGAUUUUAGGAAUUUUCUGAAUUGCUUUAAAUAUUCAUUCAUUCAACUGAUCAACUCUUUAUCAUAUCAUAACCAAAAUAAUAGUAUGAAUAUCAGAA